AUGGCUCCCAGUCGUGAGUCGUUUACCGACAGGUCCUACAAUGCUAUAGAGAAGGCAGCAGACGAAGCAGAGGAGCAUGGCCACCCACAAGUGGUGCCGGCUCACCUUGGUUACGUUCUCAUGAACGGAGAUGACGAGGAGGGGCGGGAUGACGUCUCGAUGUUCAAGCAGGUCAUCGAGAAAGCCGGAGGAGACCCGGAAGCGAUGACUCGAUACUUGAAGAAAGUCAUCGUCCGACUACCCGCCCAGUUCCCGGCAGUCUCCCAAGUCUCCGUCUCUUCCGCCCUGAGCGAAGUCAUGGCUGCUGCCUAUAAGCUUUCAAAGAAACAGAAGGACUCUUACGUUGCAAUCUACCACCUUAUAUCAGCGCUUGCGCAAGAAAGGUCUAUCGAAGAGGGACUUAAGGAGGCUGGAGUCCCAUCUGCCAGCAAAAUCGAAGAGGCCCUCACAGAAAUACGCGGCUCGAAGAAGAUUGACAGCAAAACCGCAGACUCGACCGAUGGUGGAAACGAAUGGCUAAAGAAGUUUACAGUUGACAUGACCGCCCUAGCCAGGGAAGGAAAAAUUGACCCCGUCAUUGGGCGGGAGGAAGAAAUGCGAAGAGUCAUUCGCAUUUUAAGCCGACGAACAAAGAAUAACCCUGUCCUGGUUGGUGAGCCUGGUGUUGGAAAGACAACAGUUGUCGAGGGCCUGGCGAGACGUAUCGUCAACUCGGACGUGCCAGCAAGCUUGGCCAAAUGCAAGCUGUUAUCCCUCGACAUAGGCGGCCUUAUCGCCGGCGCCUCAUACCAGGGCCAGUUUGAGGAACGAAUCAAAAACGUGCUGAAGGAAAUUGAAUCUUCAGACGUGACCAUCAUUCUUUUUAUCGACGAAAUCCACAUGCUCAUGGGCGCUGGCGCCUCUUCCUCCGGUGGAAUGGAUGCUGCCAACCUUUUGAAACCAAUGCUCGCAAGAGGUCAGCUACACUGCAUUGGAGCAACGACCCUUAAUGAAUACCAGAAGUAUAUCGAGAAGGACUCUGCUUUCGAACGCCGUUUCCAGCAGGUCCUGGUCGCCGAACCGACGGUUCCGGAGACCAUAUCCAUUCUGCGAGGUCUCAAGGAGCGAUAUGAAGUACAUCAUGGAGUCAACAUCCUAGACUCGGCCAUCGUGUCCGCAGCGACCCUCGCUGCUCGGUAUCUCACCACACGACGACUUCCAGAUUCCGCUGUUGACCUUAUUGAUGAAGCCGCUGCAUCAGUUAGGGUAACCCGUGAAUCCCAGCCAGAAGCCCUUGAUCUCUUGGAGAGACGGCAUCGUCAACUUCAAAUUGAAAUCCACGCGCUGGAACGCGAGCAGGAUAAAGACUCCAAGCUGCGUCUGGAGAAUGCGAAAAAGGAGGCCGAGGCCGUCAAUGCGGAAUUAAUUCCACUUCGCGACAAGUACAUGAAAGAAAAGGAGCUUAGCCAGACCAUCCAAGAGGCCAAGAUCAAGUUAGAAUCUCUCAAAGUACGACUCGACAGUGCAACACGCUCAGGAGAUACCCAAAGGGCCUCAGACCUGGCAUACUAUGCCAUCCCCGACGUGGAAAAACGAAUCAGCGCGCUGGAGAGUGCAAAAGCCAAAGCUGAUGCGGCCCGCGUGAACGCCGGAGGAGAUGAUAACUCCCUUGUUGUGGAUGCCGUUGGACCCGAUCAGAUUAAUGAAAUUGUUGGACGAUGGACAGGAAUCCCUGUUACUCGACUGAAGACAACCGAGAAGGACAAGCUGCUAAACAUGGAGCAGCAGCUAUCCAAAACCGUGAUUGGCCAAAAGGAAGCUGUCAAGUCAGUGUCAAAUGCUAUUCGGCUGAAAAGAUCAGGCCUUAGCAAUCCAAACUCGCCUCCGAGCUUCCUGUUUUGCGGUCCAUCGGGAACAGGAAAAACACUCUUAACCAAAGCCCUGGCUGAAUUCUUGUUUGACGACCCAAAUGCCAUGAUUCGCUUCGACAUGUCCGAAUAUCAGGAACGGCAUUCGCUCAGCAGGAUGAUUGGUGCUCCUCCGGGAUACAUCGGUCAUGAUGCUGGUGGUCAGUUGACAGAUGGCUUAAGGCGUCGACCAUUCUCAAUUCUGCUAUUUGAUGAGGUCGAAAAGGCUGCAAAGGAGAUUCUCACUGUUCUCCUACAGCUGAUGGAUGAUGGUCGUAUCACCGAUGGCCAAGGUCGCAUUAUUGAUGCCAAAAACUGUAUUGUCGUCAUGACCUCCAACCUGGGCGCAGAAUACCUGAACCGCCCAACUCUUCCCGAUGGCUCAAUCGAUCCAACAACAAGACAAUUGGUCAUGGGUGCAUUGAGCGACUACUUCCUCCCCGAGUUCCUUAACCGCAUUUCAAGCACCGUCAUCUUCAACCGACUUCCGAAGCGCGAGAUCCGCAAGAUCGUUGAUGUCCGACUGGCUGAGAUCCAGAAACGACUUGACAGCAACGGUCGUAGGGUGAAGAUUAUGUGCUCGCCCGAGGUGAAGGACUACCUUGGCAAGGCAGGUUAUUCACCCGCAUACGGUGCUCGACCAUUAGCCCGUAUAAUCGAGAAAGAGCUUUUGAAUAACCUAGCCGUUUUCAUCUUGCGAGGAAGCAUCAAAGACGGAGAGGUUGCUCGGGUCGUGAUGCAUAAUGGAAAAGUCACGAUUGUCCCCAACCAUAAGGAUGACUAUCCAGAUAAAAUGGACACUUCUUCUGAUGACGAGGACUAUGAUACCGAGGAUGACGAUGAGGAUGAGGAAGGCGAUGCUGAAGGGCUCUACAAGUGA
This is a messenger RNA of Trichophyton benhamiae CBS 112371, 2766 nucleotides long. RefSeq lists its product as uncharacterized. Gene Ontology annotation, molecular function: ATP hydrolysis activity; ATP binding. Gene Ontology annotation, biological process: cellular response to heat. The transcript has a single exon. Lineage: Eukaryota; Fungi; Ascomycota; Eurotiomycetes; Onygenales; Arthrodermataceae. Gene Ontology annotation, cellular component: cytosol; cytoplasm. Bases 1 to 2766 code for a protein of 921 amino acids. The record is from RefSeq and is a predicted model, not a curated record.